Dicrocoelium dendriticum is the source of this 588-nucleotide messenger RNA. The record is from the annotation of a GenBank genome assembly. NCBI's taxonomy places the organism in Eukaryota, Metazoa, Platyhelminthes, Trematoda, Plagiorchiida, Dicrocoeliidae.
AUGGGGGAAGCUGGCCGCACCCGGGGGGGGGAACCGGCCGGGGGGGCCCCGGGCGCGGGGGCUGCGGGCGGGUGGGCGGGGGGGGGGGGGGUCGGGGGGGGAGGGCGGGGGGCGCGACAACGGGACGGAGGGGGUCAGAUGUGGGGGGGCGGCGAAGAGGCUCGUAGCCGCGUGUACGCAAGUGGCAAUGGGUCGAUAGACGGUACCGCAUGCGCCCCGGACGACACCGGCCCAUACAGGUGGGGGGGAAUGCGCCGGGCCAAGACAGAGCUGGCUAGGGCUCGCACAGCGCCGAAUCGAGACGAGGCCGCCCCGGGACAGGGUGGACGGACCUGUGCGCUUUGUGAUGGCCGCGGACCGCACUCCCAACCAAUCCCGACGUCCACCUCCCUGAUUGGGGUGCCCCCGGUCCCGGUUGGGACUAGUCAAUCACCGCCCCAAGGCAUGGCUAGGGGGGGGGGGCGGGGGGGGGGGGGGGGGGGGGGGGGGGGGGGGGGGGGGGGGGGGGGGGGCUCCUUGACAAGCCACCGAUCCCCCGAUUGCCCACCCCUGCACCCACUGGCCCGGCCCUUAACUGUUCUAGUCUAG